GUUUGUUGUAGAACGCUCUCCUGUGUUAUUUAACUGUCGCAGUCGCGUCCGUUAGCCUCCUCGUUUGCUCCCGCAGACCCGCCCCGGACGAGACCCUCGCCACUCCCCCACUCCCAUUUUCGGUACAAUAUCCGGCACCUUCCAGCCACCGCCGCAUUCCCUUCCUUCUCCUUCUCCCUCUCCUUCUCCUUCUCCUUCUCUCCCCUUCCUCCUCCUCCUCCGUUAUACCCUCCGUUCUCCUCUUCGCCCAUGGACUCCUCGCCCUGCGUUUCGUUCAUCGGCAUCGUGGAUUUCACAGAGAAUGCCCGCUGGGUGUUUUUGACCGAGUCCGUCAGCGACUUGUUGGGCUACGAACCACACGAACUCGUCGGCACCCCGUCCCUCGACCUCGUCCAUCCUGACGAAUUUCCCCAGGUCAAACUGCUUCACUAUGACACAAUACGACAAGACAAAGCCGCCGUCCUCGCAUAUCUGCGCAUGAAGCACAAAGACCCAUACAAGGGCUACAUACUCUGCGCAAUAUCUCGGACCGUCGCACAUAACGUUCUCGUCGGUAGCGUGUCCUUUGCCGCUAUGGGCCCGAAGGCCAUGCACAACGCCUCGACGGCCCAGGAAAUCACUAUAAUUACCCCUUCGGCUACAAACUUCGAAUUCAGACGAUGGAACGAUCCGUCACCGAUGCCCCCAAGUCCCAUCCAGGUGCCUUUGCUAGACUCCCUCACCGACCCUGGCUCCCCGGAAUCAACUACUGAAUCGACCGCAGACAGCUCCACCAGCAAAGAAACUCUGAAGGACGUCGAAGACGAUAAAGACGAGGAUGCCAAAGACAAGGGUCAAGACAAGGGCAAGAGCAAGGAGAGAGAGGUUACGCCCCAGCCGCCGGUGCCCAAACCAGAACCUAUCACCUUUGAUCCUCUGCCCAAACAGUCUAUCCGGACUGCCCUGAUCCUGGAUCGCUUCUCUCUGAGCUGUCCAAUCAUCUACUGUUCCAACGACAGCUUUCUCUCAACGACGAGAAUCAUGGGUCGCAGCUUCUUCGACUUUGUCAUCAAGAGGGACGAGGAGCUCGUUCGCAGCUGGAUCGACGCUGUAAAGGGAUGGGGAGUCAACGAGCGAGGGCAGCCGAGUGAUGGUGGGUUUGGCUUUGGAAAGUUCACGCUCUCCCUAGUGGGUAGAGACUCGAGCGAUCGACACCCCGACCCGCCACCAUCGCGACACCGCCACGGACAACACGGCGGCCCUGGCGCCAGGGACUCUGCGGCGCGAUCCCACGCUCACAGCGCCGCACCUGCGACAGCACGCUCGCGUGUGCGGACGCGUGGAUCAAACCAAGACCAGGAAAUGGCAGUUGACUCCAUCUUCUCCGCUCACUCUGACGGGCUCAUGGUCAUCCUGCGGCAUGCGGCAUAGACUCGCAGUCGACAUCGGCUCGGGUCGCAGUCCUGUUGCCCUGUCCCUGUAUUCUUGUUUUGGUUCCGUCCGUCAUCAUGUGCACUCCGUACUCGCCUGUGCUUUUUGUUUGAUGUGCGCCUUAUUAUUGGCCAUUUGCUAUCCGUACCACCGCUGAAUACCCCGUUCGAGCCGUUUGUCCAGUUACACAUAUGUAGAACCACUUCCCUGUCUAUCCCUAUCGCUAUGCGCUUGCCUUCCCUGUCUACGACUCGCCAUCCUCCUCUCUGUACAUGUAGGUUCCCCGUCGGUCCCCGUGUCGUAUGCGAACUGUGUUUUUCCUCGCAAUUGCAAUCAAUGUCAUUUAACAUGUUCCACCCCAA
Molecule: messenger RNA, 1772 nt
Organism: Heterobasidion irregulare TC 32-1
Lineage: Eukaryota; Fungi; Basidiomycota; Agaricomycetes; Russulales; Bondarzewiaceae
Exons: 8
Coding region: 250-1410 (386 amino acids)
Molecular function (GO): protein binding
Source: RefSeq, a predicted model, not a curated record